GCUGGCGGACGGUGGCCGACAGGCCGUGGCGCCGCCGGCGCUCAGGGCGAUGCAGCUGCCACCCGCGCUGCACGCACGCCUGGCGGGGGCACCCGGGUCGGCCGAGCCUCUACCCGUGGAGCGGGACCCCGCGGCCAGGACCGCGCCCUUCCGCUUCGCGCCGCGCCCGGUGCGCUUCCCACGGGAGCACGACUUCUUUGAGGAAGGGGACGUGCAGCGGCACCUCUACCUCCAGGAUGUGCUCACGCAGGUGGGCGGGGCGCCCGAGAGGCCCAGGGUACCCGAGUUCACGUGUCAGGUGGCCGGCUGCUGCCAGGUGUUCGACGCCCUGGAGGAUUACGAGCACCACUACCACACUCUGCACAGAAACGUCUGCUCCUUCUGCAAGCGGGCCUUCCCUUCUGGACACCUGCUGGACACCCACAUCUUGGAGUGGCACGACUCCCUCUUCCAGAUUCUGGCCGAGCGGCAGGACAUGUAUCAGUGCCUGGUGGAGGGCUGCACAGAGAAGUUCAGAACCAGCAGAGACCGGAAGGAGCACCUGGUGAUGCGUCAUCUCUACCCUGCGGACUUCCGCUUCGAUAAACCAAGGAAAAGCAGAGGCCCAGUCAUGCCCGGUGCCGCUGAGCAGGUGUUGGCAGAAGCCCUGGGGGAUGACGGGGUGCCGUCGGAAGGCGACGCCAUGGAAGUCUGCUCUGAACACGUGGAGCCCCCACCAGCACCCGCGGGAGAGAGGCGGGCCUACAGCCACAGGGAGAUGAACUCGUGUCCUUCAGCUGCCCUCGCACAGUUGCCCAGAAUUUGGCCUGAGAGAUACCAUCUACCAUCUGUUUUGGUCAAGGUGCCUCACGAGGAUUUAAAAGGGCCAAGAAGAGAAAUAAGCACCAGUAACGGCGGUUCCUCUGCGGCCCUGUGGCGGUGUUGCCGGGCUUUUCCUCCCCGCCACGGGGGCCCCAGAACCCUGGCCCGUGCCACCCUCCAUGUCGCGGGCCUGUGACCGACUGAACGAGGCCGGUGGCUAUGUGGGAAGCUGUGGGGGAGCCGCGGAUUCCGGGAAGGGCCCCUCGUGCGGUGACUGGGGUGUGGGGAGCAGCCCCCGCCCCCCAACGUCCUUGUGAAACACGUGGAGUAAAUGGUUAUCGUCAACGGUCUCUGGUCGACGUUCUGUUUUGGGGGGAGGGAGACAGCAGCAGUUACUGGUGAGGACUUUGUUUCCAGCGGCCGCUUCUCAGAGGGGGUGACUGGCUUGCGCAGCUCAUCAGGGCUUCAAGGGAGACGCCUGUGGUCCUCGCUCCCGCGCUUGGCAAGGUGAGCAGAAGCCUCGGGUGGGGCUGGGGAGCUGGGAGGGACCCGGGCCGGGGAGGGCGGAGCGCAGACCUAGGCCGGCAGCUGGCUUAGCUCCGAUUUGAUGACAUCAGGGCCCCCCGGGCUGGACCUGGGGAGUGGGGACGCACCAGCCAGCUGCCCCCCUGCGGUGCCCGGUGCUGCCGUGCCCGCCCGAGGCCCCGCUCGGCCCAUCUCGCCCGGCUGCUCCCACUCUGGGCUCCAGUCUGGUGGCGGCAGCGGUUGCCGGCCUGCGACCGCCCCCGCCAAGCCCUGCGCACAGCUCUGCAGACACGGGUCGGGGCUGGUGGGUGUCAGUUUGAAGUUGUUCUUUGGAAGAUUACUUGUCUCCUCUUUGUCUGUUGUGGUUCCACUAAGAUGUCAGGGGAAGGUACUCAUCGCCCUACUGCUCAUUGUUGAAUGUUUUGAAUCUGGAUUUUAUCUUUUCAAAUAUUGUCUUUACUCCAAUCUCUGUCCCUUCUCCUUCUAAAACCCCAACCAAAUGUACGUCAGACGCCCUCCGUCUUCUAACAGCCCUUCCGUAUUUCCCGUUCCUUAUCUGUCUUUGCUACAUUCUGGAUAAUUUCUUAAGAUCCACUUUUCAGUUCACUAAUUUUCUGAUCAGCUGUAUCAAAUGUGCUGUUGAACUCAUUCAGUGUUUAAUUUCCAUAGUUACAAUUUUCAAUUCUUUAAGUUCUAUGUUGUUUUUCUAAUUUGCUGGACUUUAUAACUUUUGUUUAUCACGUUUUCAACUCAUUCUUUUCUUUUUUAACAUGUUAAACUUAUUGUACGUUCUCUGAUUGCUAAUAUCAAUGUUUGAAGACUCUGUGGGUCUGAUUUUUCUGUCAGUUUUUUCUGUUGACUCACUCAUGGUGCCUUGUUUCCUGAUGAAUUCUGUGAUUUUUGGCUGUGAGUUUGUAUUUCUUGGAAUUUUACCUCUGGAGUUUCUCUAACAUGUCUGGGUUCUUCCUGAAAAAAUUAGUAUUUGCUUCUGUCAUGUGACUGGGGAGCUAUGAUCUAGGACCACUUUAACUUUAAAAUAAAUUAUUAGGAAAAAAAGAGGGACUUCCCUAGUGGUCCAGUGGUAAAGAAUCCGCCUUCCAAUGCAGGGGAUGUGGGUUCAAUCCCUGGUCGGGGAACUAGGAUCCCACAUGCUGCGGGGCAACUAAGCCCACAUGCCACAACUACUGAGCUUGUGCACCACAAACUACGGAGCCCACACGCCCUGGAGCCCAUGUGCCUUAAGUAGAGAGGAAAAAUAACCCCCACACUACAACCAGAGAAAAGCCUGCGCAUCACAACGAAGAGCCUCUGCACCUCAACGGAAAGGUCCCACGUGCCUCAGUGAAGACCCCAAAUGCCGCAGCUAAGACCCGACACAGCCAAAAAAUAAAAUAAAAUUUAAAAUCAAAAAAUGGGCUUCCCUGGUGGCACAGUGGUUAAGAAUCUGCCUGCCAAUGCAGGGGACACGGGUUCAAGCCCUGGCCUGGGAAGAUCCCACAUGCCACGGUGCAGCUAAGCCCAUGCGCCACAACUACUGAGGCUGCGCUCUAGAGCCCGGGAGCCACAGCUACUGAGCCCGUGUGCCACAACUACUGAAGCCCACAUGCCUAGAGCCCGUGCUCCGCAACAAGAGAAGCCACCGCAAUGAGAAGCCCGCGCACCGCAACACACAGUAGCCCCCACUCGCUGCAACUAGAGGAAACCCACGCACAACAAUGAAGACCCAAUGCAGCCAAAAAUAAGUAAAUAAAAUAAAUUUAUAAAAAUAAAAAAUUAUUAGGUAUGAGUUUUCAUCCCCAGUUCACUUUUCUGCAAAUGCCUUUUCUGUGUUGCCUUGACACAACCUUAGCCAAAGCAGAACAUCUGAGUAACAGAAACAGACCCCUCAUUUCACUUAUAGCCAGAGAAGUAGAAAUAAAUAUACACAGACCCGGCUU
Molecule: messenger RNA, 3263 nt
Organism: Globicephala melas (long-finned pilot whale)
Lineage: Eukaryota; Metazoa; Chordata; Mammalia; Artiodactyla; Delphinidae
Gene: ZNF511
Product: zinc finger protein 511
Source: RefSeq, a predicted model, not a curated record